Molecule: messenger RNA, 1678 nt
Organism: Macrobrachium nipponense
Lineage: Eukaryota; Metazoa; Arthropoda; Malacostraca; Decapoda; Palaemonidae
Product: KRAB-A domain-containing protein 2-like
Exons: 1
Coding region: 15-1589 (524 amino acids)
Biological process (GO): DNA integration
Molecular function (GO): nucleic acid binding
Source: RefSeq, a predicted model, not a curated record
AACUCACAAGUGGCAUGUCGGACUUUAAAGAGCAGUUUGAGCAGAAGUUGGACAACUUAUUACAGUCUAAGAAUGACAAUGUGGUCAUUCCUCGGAAAGAGAAACGUGCACAGUGGAUAGCUCAGCUGCUUAGAAUUGAAAAGGAACUGCCUAAAACCAGCGAUGACUAUAAUAUGAAAAAAAGAUUCGAAAUUCUCAGAGUUGGUGACGAUGACCGACUUAUUCGGAAGCGUAAAGGAUUGGACACUGAAUUUAAGUUUAUAGUGUGCUUUGAGGAAGUUCAUCAGGCCAUUUCGGUCGCGCAUUCAGCUGUGGGUCAUGACGGUGAAAAGAAAACUUUCAAAGAAGGAGAAAAAAAGUGGGCUAAUUUGACUAUGCAGUGCUGCCAGAUGUUCAUAAGUUUUUGCAUUGAGUGUCAAGAGAAGAAAAAACGUAGAGUACAUAAAGGUCUUUUGGUGAAGCCUGUUAGAAGCGAGACUAUUUUUUCUCGAUGCCAAAUUGACUUGAUCAAUUCUCAAACAUUACCUGAUGGGGAAUUUAAAUAUAUUCUGACCUUCAUCAACCAUUUCAGCAAGUUUUGUGUGCUGCGGCCCCUUACAUCAAAACGAGCUGAGGAGGUUGCAAACACGCUUCUCCCAAUAUUUUUGACCUUCGUCGCUCCCGUUGUCCUGCACUCGGAUAACGGGAGAGAGUUUGUGAAUGCCGUUAUAUCAGAGUUGUCUACGCUCUGGCCUGAAGUUAAGCUCGUCACUGGUCGGCCGCGCCACCCACAAAGCCAAGGUGCAGUUGAAAGAUUGAAUGGAGUCAUUCAAGACAAAUUAAAAAUUUGGAUGCACGAAAACAAGUCCAGCAGGUGGAGCGUUGGGGUCCACUUUGUCCAGUGGCAAAUAAACAUUUCGGAACAUGAAACCAUAAAAACAAGUCCGUUUAAAGUCAUGUUCGGGAUCGAACCCAAGGUAGGCCUAGCAUCCACUGUUAUUCCACCUAAUAUGCUCGGCAAUAUAAGAACUGAAGAAUAUUUAGACACCAUCCUCCAAAAUGAAGCCGAAGGGGCGGCUGAUGAAGAGGAACAAGAAGGAGAGGAGGAACAGGAAGGAGAAGAGGAACGAGAUGGAGAAGAGGCGCCGCAGUUCGCUGAAGCUCGGCAACUGGCUGCAGCCGGCCAAGAAAAAACUGCACUUAGAAUGACAAGGAGAGCGAAACACCUCUUAAGUGCCCUACAAGUGGGUGACAACGCGACGCUGAAAGUUCCCGAGUUUGAUCGUGGGCCGAGUGACAGCAGGAACCUCCUGGUUGUGGUACUGCAGAGAGACGAGGACCUGUACCAGGUAGGCUGCAGAGAAGGACGCAUAACCACCCGGUACACGGCAGCUGACAUGGACCCCGUUAAGGAAAAGCUCCUCACCCCAGAUGAGGUUCCCGACGUUGAAAUGGCUUUGAGAACCGCUGUAACCAGGUACACAGGAGGCCAAGGGUAUGUGAAGUGUGCCUGUAAAACAAAUUGCACAACUUCCAGAUGCUCCUGCACAAAUAAGCUGUUAAAAUGUAACUCUCGUUGCCAACCUGGUCGUUCUUGUAGCAAUAUUUAAGUGUUAAAGUAGUGUCAAUCCCUUUUAGUUUGAACAAUAAAUACUAAUAAAUACUAAUUUUAAUUUGAACAAUAAAUACUAAUUCUCUU